Messenger RNA from Echinococcus granulosus, 2112 nucleotides. RefSeq names its product RNA pseudouridylate synthase domain-containing protein 4. The record is from RefSeq and is a predicted model, not a curated record. The coding region runs from base 1 to 2112 and encodes 703 amino acids. Lineage: Eukaryota; Metazoa; Platyhelminthes; Cestoda; Cyclophyllidea; Taeniidae. Gene Ontology annotation, molecular function: protein binding; RNA binding; pseudouridine synthase activity. The transcript has 13 exons. Gene Ontology annotation, biological process: pseudouridine synthesis.
AUGGCGGCCAAGACCCUAACAAAACUACUAAAACAACCGCCCAUCCAUGGCAAAGGUCAGUCUUGCCGUCAAAUGCCGAAGAAAGUUAUUAGAAGUAGUGAGGAGGAAGUCACAUCGGGUGAGGGAUCAUACAUUGACAGCUUGUUUUUUGAACCGCUUCCGAAGGUCCCUAAGAAAGUGAUGUGGGAUGAUCCUACUGAGGUACCGAUCACGCUCGACGUGGAGGAGAAUGGGUAUAUCGAUCAAUCCUACUUCCAAGAACCGAAGACAUGCGAGGCUUCUGAUUUGGAUGGCACUGAGAGUGUCGCCGAUUGCAUUGCUGGUGUCCGCGAACAACUGUCUAUCAACCAAUUUAGUGGUGGAAGACUUGACUUCAAGUACCGAGAAAAACGGGAUUCUAGAGUGCGAUACGAUUCUCAGGGAUUCCGUAUACCCGACGAUAAUCCCAUCAAAUUCCAUCUUCUCACAGAGGACGAGGCGGUCGAGGUUUUGUACAAAAGCAUCAUUGCCGUUCAAGAAAACUUAAUUGUGAUCAACAAACCACCAGGAAUAGCUUGCCAUGGUGGCCAAGGUCAGUAUUUCAGCGUGGACAGUCUUCUUCCAAGAUUAGCCCAUAAACUUCGUCGCGAAUCCUACAGUGAGAGCACUGCUCUUAAACUGACUCACAGAAUCGACAAGGAGGCAACCGGUAUACUCCUUAUCUCAAGAAAUCAAGACACACAUCUUAAGUUGACUGAAGCAUUUGCCAACCGCUGGAUCAGUAAGUCCUACUUGUGUAUCACAUCAGGCAUCCCACGCGAAAAAGAGGGCACCAUUUAUUUGCCUAUAUCAGAGAAACAAAUCAAUGGUGUGUACCGAAUGGUCGCGCGUUGCCCACGUCCCAAGUUACCAGUAGACGGUGAUGUCUUGAGGGAUGAAGUGGAAGAGGAUGAGUGGCUUCAGAGAAUACGUAGGACGACCAACGCCAUUACUCACUUCAACGUACUUGACAGGCGUAAUGAUGCAGCUCUUCUGGAGUGCUCCUCGGUGACAGGUAUGAGGCAUCAAAUUCGUGUUCAUUUGAGUGCAGCGCUGGAGACACCGAUUUUAGGAGAUCACAAGUACGCACAUUUUGGGUAUCUAGCGCCUCAACGCCUGUCCAAACGAACUCUUGAAGCACUGGAGAUACGCCAGUCGAAGGCACGUUACCUGGGCCUAUACCUGCACGCGCACAGCGUCAAAUUCGGCGGUGUCACUGACACAGCUAUCACUCCUUCAUCUGCCCCUCCGUCUCAGCCUCCGCCGGGUUUCUUCGCCUUUUUGAGCCGAGAGCGACCACGCGAGGUGCGCCAGUUCGUCGCUCCCUUGCCUUCCUUCUUCCUCACCACCCUCAACUGUCUCGGCAUUCGCAUUCCCCAAACACUGCGCUGGACCCGGGAAGACGUGGAGAUGGAGAAUGUGAGAGCUGCGAGACGGAUCUUGGCGGAGCGAAUAGGGGUUUGGUGCACGGAGAGGCGUGGUGGCCCUCCGCUGCACUGCCUAACGCAGCUGGAACUGGAGACCGCAGGUCUGCGAGCGCUGCCACCGCCUCAGGUGCUGGGUGCGCUCCCUUGCUUACGUGUUCUGAACCUUGGCGGUAACAAACUGAGGUGCCUGUGUGGUGGAUUGCUGCAAUGUCGUUGCCUUGAGGAAUUGAACCUCGACGAUAACUACCUAACCUCUAUUCGAGGGGAACUUAGGAAUCUACACUGUCUGAGGGUGCUUUCUGAAACUGUCAAUGAAUUGAAGCGAAUGCACAGGAUAGAAGUGGUUGAUCUCCGCAAAAACCAGGUAUGCAACGACUCGAAUUACGCACUCUUAAUGUGGAGAAUGCUUCCAAGUCUCUCACUUCUUGAUGGACGUGGAAAAUUCCAAGACUCCGUUUCAUUUACAGCAGUUAACCUACCCAGAAAACAGGAGGCGACUAACAUAAGAAAGAAGAAGGCGAUUUCUGGACCGAAAAUAUGUGAGCGGUUCCACCGAGGCCAGCUGCGGAAGGUUUAUCUUUCAGAAGUUAUUCAAACAGCAAAACAAGAAAGUAGUGAAUAUCCAAUUUCCGGCAAAGUGAUUUUGGGUACUUGUUCAAAGUUAUGA